AUGGGAGUUCUCCAGUCACUUGGCCUUUCGCCAGCCAAGAAAGCAGGUGCAAAGGCUAUACGCCGUCUCUUUGGGCGGGUGAUGCCUGGCGAGGGUGACAGCGUCACUGCCAGUGCCAGUGCAAGUACCAGCGACACUGACCAAACUGGCAAUGGUAACGCCAGCAACGGAAGCAACGAUCACCAGGAAAUUUCCAAAGAUAAAAACGAAGCUCAGCAAAAGAGAAAUCCAGAUUCUUCAUCAUCGCCUUCUGCCACGAAAAGUACGACCACGACCGACUAUCCCCAGCAACAGCACAAUCUCCAGACCGCUGCGAUACUUGUUGCUUCUAACAGUAUGCAAUCUCUCCAGAAUCGACUCACCCACAAUGGGGAUGCAGAUAAAGAAAAUCAACCCCCCAGCGCAUCUCAGCUGUCUGAGUCUCUUGCCCGCCUGGAGCUUCAAGACAACAAAUCCAUCUUGACUUCUCCCAAGCCAGUCACGCUAGUCAUCCCACCUGCACCGAUAUCCACAGACCCUGCUGUGGUAGCUGAGCGAGCGAUGCACAUGAAGUUUACAGAAGCAGCUCUUGAUAUGGCCCGGCUCGCUCUUCAAACCAACGAAACCCCUGUUGGAUGCGUUCUUGUUCAUGAUGGACGGAUUAUUGCACGGGGCAUGAAUGCGACCAAUGUCACUCGAAAUGGUACUCGUCACGCCGAGUUCAUGGCGCUCGGUGCUCUGCUAUCUUACCCCCCAAAGGAUGGGCCGAGAACGACGUAUCUCAAGCCCAAAGCCGAGAACCAGUCUGAGGCAGCUUCGGAGACGUCUUCCAUUGAUUCGGGACCUCCAGACGAAGGCAAUGAAGAUGGAGCCAAAGGACACCUCUACCCCUACGGACAAAAGUGCCACCCUGAUGCGCGAGUCGACAGAUCGAUCAUCAGAGAAAGCAUCUUGUACGUCACGGUUGAGCCAUGCGUCAUGUGUGCUUCUCUAUUGCGUCAGCUCGGCAUUAAAAAAGUCUACUUCGGCGCUGUCAACGACAAGUUCGGCGGAACUGGCGGUGUUUUCAGCAUUCAUGCCAAUUCCCUUCCCGUCAGUACGGAUGGACAGACUGCCAGUGCUCAUCCUACCCCGAAACCUGCGCAGCUCCCAGACGGCAGUGGCACUUUGGGUGUCUCGUAUCCUCCAGGCGGAGGCGAUGGCGGAAACAUUGAAUCUGGCUAUGAGAUCGAAGGUGGCUGGGGGCGCGAUGAAGCGGUUGGCCUACUCCGGCGCUUCUAUGUCCAGGAGAACGGACGAGCGCCUGUACCUCGCAAGAAGGAAGGGCGCGCAGCCCGACUAGCCGCUAUGCUGGAAGGUGAAGGUAAUGGAGAAGAGACCCCGACACCUGAUAUUACGACACCUGUUCCGGAUGCCGAUUCUUUCGACCUCCCUACUUCAACAGAAAUCCUCAAGGAGGAGCACGAGCCGCUGGCAGAUCGCACCAAUGUCUAG
Molecule: messenger RNA, 1473 nt
Organism: Fusarium pseudograminearum CS3096
Lineage: Eukaryota; Fungi; Ascomycota; Sordariomycetes; Hypocreales; Nectriaceae
Exons: 3
Coding region: 1-1473 (490 amino acids)
Biological process (GO): tRNA wobble adenosine to inosine editing
Cellular component (GO): nucleus; cytoplasm
Molecular function (GO): tRNA-specific adenosine-34 deaminase activity
Source: RefSeq, a predicted model, not a curated record